Danio aesculapii is the source of this 10318-nucleotide messenger RNA. It is a transcript of the gene celsr1a, whose product is annotated as cadherin EGF LAG seven-pass G-type receptor 1a. Gene Ontology annotation, biological process: cell surface receptor signaling pathway; G protein-coupled receptor signaling pathway; homophilic cell-cell adhesion. The transcript has 36 exons. Bases 152 to 9295 code for a protein of 3047 amino acids. Gene Ontology annotation, molecular function: calcium ion binding; G protein-coupled receptor activity. Lineage: Eukaryota; Metazoa; Chordata; Actinopteri; Cypriniformes; Danionidae. Gene Ontology annotation, cellular component: plasma membrane. The record is from RefSeq and is a predicted model, not a curated record.
UAACGUGGAUAAUGUCACUUGGCUCCAUGGAUACCACCUCGAUAAACUGUAUUUUAUGCUGUUAAAAGCUACAAUGAAGGAUAGAAGAAGGUCGACGUGCCGGCAGAAGGAGAGCUGACGUGUUUUCUGCCUGUUUACGGAGUUUUACACCAUGGAUCUUGUAAUUUGUUGGUUAUUAUGGGUUCACCUUCUCCUCUGCGCUCCUCUCAUGGGAUGUUUCGACUUGCACCUCUCGGAGACUUUACAUUCAGGAGCUGUUCUUGCCAAUUUGUCGCUGGGACCGGGUUGGACUUAUAAAAUAGACAGGACUUUAACUUCCAAGUACAUUGGGAACUUUAUUAAAGUGGAUUGGAGAGAUGGAGUGGUGCGUUUAAAUGGAGAGGUGGAUUGUGCGCGCGCCCCGCACGGCGCGCUGCCUCUUUAUUUCAAAAUCAAAUCAUUGACAACUGAAGGAUUUGUUAACACACAUUUUAAUGUAUUUCUACACGGGCAAAACUGCGUGUUCAAAUUUAAAAGGAAGAGAGAGAACAAGCCUGAUAUCAAUGUGGACUACAUUUAUAAUUCAGGACUAACUUCCUGCUUGUCUCCAGGUGAUUUACUCAUUAAUUUUGAGGAUUAUUUGCCUGUCUUCACAAGAAACUCUGGUGUUUUUGCCUCUUCUUGCACCUCAGACCAACUGAAUGUGUUUGUGCGUAACGGGACUUUACUUGUGAAGGACGCGUACUGUUUGGAGACGGACUUGGGGCGCGUUAAAAACACAGUUCGCUGCUUGUUUCACGAUUCAAAAGGUGAGCCCUUCUCUGUGUGCCUUAAACUACGAUUCGCCUUAGACCAUACUUCAUUAUCAUAUGUAACAAAUCAACGGAAACCGAGAAUAAAGCGAGCAGCGAAUUCAAUCCCCCAGUUUCAGUUAUUGAACUACCAAGUUUCAGUGCCCGAAAACGAGCCCGCGGGGACGCGCGUCAUCACCCUCAAAGCGACUGUCAGCGAUCCUGUUGAAACGGGAAAGAUCGAGUACGGGAUGGAAGCGCUGUUCGACAGCCGUUCUAACGAUUUCUUUAGAUUAGACCCUCAAACCGGCAGCAUCGAGACUGCCCAGCCCUUAGACAGAGAAGUUAAAGACACGCAUGUGUUUAAAGUCACAGCUUCUGUUGCAGGUUUUGCAAAACGUGUAGCUACGUCGUACCUCACUAUAACAGUGAGUGACACCAACGACCACGGACCCGUUUUUGAGCAGAACGAAUACAAGGUUAGGAUACGAGAGAACGUGGAAGUUGGUUUUGAGGUCAUUACGGUCAGGGCAACAGAUGGGGACGCUCCAUCCAAUGCAAACAUGAUAUAUAGGAUUAUGAAUGGUGAAGGUGUUAAUUCUGGGUUUGAAAUUGAUUCUUGGAAUGGACUGGUCAAGAUUAGGGUGCGUCCAGACAGAGAAACCAUGGCUCAGUAUCAGCUAAUUGUAGAGGCCAGUGACCAAGGUAAGGAUCCUGGGCCCCGCAGUGCUACUGCGACAGUUCACAUCACAGUUGAAGAUGAAAAUGACAACUAUCCGCAAUUUAGUGAGAAAAGAUAUGUGGUUCAGGUGCCAGAAAACGUGGCCGUUAACACUAAAGUAGCCCAGGUAGAAGCCACGGAUCGGGAUGAAGGCAAUAAUGCUAGGGUCCAUUACAGUAUAAUCAGUGGCAACGUUAAAGGUCAGUUUUUUAUUCACACUCCUACCGGAGCCAUUGAUGUCAUUAACCCUUUGGACUAUGAAACAAUCCGAGAGUAUAAUUUACGCAUAAAGGCCCAGGAUGGGGGCAGGCCUCCUCUCAUUAAUGGCACAGGAGUCGUUGUGGUUCAAGUAGUGGAUGUCAACGACAAUGCUCCUAUGUUCGUAAGCACUCCUUUCCAAGCAACUGUUUUAGAGAACGUCCCCAUUGGAUAUUCUGUCAUUCACAUUCAGGCCAUUGAUUCAGAUUCAGGCGAAAAUGCCCGGUUAGAUUACAGCCUCACAGACACUACUCCAGGCUUCCCUUUCAGUAUCAACAACAGCACUGGAUGGAUAACUGUGAGUGAUGAGCUGGACAGGGAAAGCACUGAGUUUUACACCUUUGGAGUGGAGGCCAGAGAUAAUGGAGUUCCAGUGAUGUCAUCCUCAGCGAGCGUUAGCAUCACUGUCCUAGAUGUGAACGACAAUAUCCCUACAUUCACAGAGAAGAUGUAUUCCCUGAAAAUCAACGAAGAUGCUGUUGUGGGGACGAGUGUGUUAACUGUUACAGCUCUGGACCGUGAUGUGAACAGUGUGGUCACUUAUCAGAUCUCCAGCGGGAAUACGCGGAACAGGUUUGCCAUAACUAGCCAAAGUGGAGGUGGACUCAUCACACUUGCUUUGCCAUUAGAUUACAAACAAGAACGACAAUACGUUCUGACCAUCACCGCCUCUGACGGCACACGCUUUGACACCGCACAAGUGUUCAUCAACGUAACCGAUGCUAACACUCACAGACCCGUGUUCCAGAACGCCAACUACCAUCAGAUCUUCAGCGAGGAUCAACCCAUCGGAUCAACAGUUGUGGUCAUCAGUGCCACAGAUGAGGAUACAGGAGAGAAUGCACGUAUCACCUACAUCAUGGAGGACAACGUCCCACAGUUUAAGAUCGAUCCAGACUCGGGUGCCAUCACAACACAGAUGGAGAUCGACUAUGAAGAUCAAGCCUCCUACACACUAGCCAUCAUAGCUCGUGACAAUGGCAUUCCUCAGAAGUCUGACACCACCUAUGUGGAAAUAAUCAUUCUGGAUGCCAAUGACAAUUCUCCACGGUUUGGAAGAGACAAAUAUCAAGGCACCGUGUUCGAAGACGCCCCUAUUUACACCAGCGUGCUCCAAAUAUCAGCUUCUGACAGGGACUCAGGGUCUAAUGGACGUGUGAGCUACACCUUUCAAGGUGGCGAUGAUGGAGAAGGAGACUUUAUGAUUGAGCAAUACUCUGGGAUCAUCAGAACCCACCGGAAACUGGACAGAGAGAACGUUCCAGUGUAUAACCUGAGGGCCUACGCUGUAGACAGAGGUGUUCCUCCUCUCAAAGCUGCGGUGGAGAUCCAGGUUUCAGUAUUGGACAUCAAUGACAAUGCACCUGUGUUUGAGAAGGAUGAACUGUAUAUCGAUGUCAAGGAAAACAGUUCUGUAGACUCAGUGGUUGCCCGAAUCACUGCUAUGGACCCAGAUGAAGGAACCAACGCUCAGAUAUUAUACCAGAUCGUUGAAGGAAACAUCCCUGAGGUUUUUGACUUGGAUAUAUUCACUGGAGACUUAAAAGCGCUUGUGGAUUUGGACUACGAGACCCAAAAGGAGUAUGUCAUUGUCGUACAGGCCACAUCUGCACCUCUGGUCAGCAGAGCAACGGUCCACGUUCGAUUGAUCGACGUCAACGAUAACGAUCCUGUCCUGCAGAAUUUCGAGAUAAUUUUUAAUAACUACGUCACCAACAAAUCCAACAGCUUUCCAUCUGGGAUUAUAGGAAAGGUGCCCGCCCAUGACCCAGACGUGUCAGAUAAACUCAAGUAUAGUUUCAUUGAAGGAAAUGAGCUGAGUUUGUUGAUUCUAAACCCGGAUACAGGAGAGCUGAAACUCAGCAAAGAUCUGGAUAACAACAGACCUCUGGAGGCCACCAUGAAGGUUUCUGUCACAGAUGGUAUCCACCAAGUCACUGCCUUCUGUACUCUCCGUGUCACCAUCAUCACUGACGAGAUGCUAACAAACAGCAUCACAGUCCGUCUGGAGAACAUGUCCCAGGAACGCUUCCUAUCCCCACUGCUCUCUCUAUUCGUUGAAGGUGUAGCAGCAGUCCUCUCAACUAGUCGCGAAGGAGUUUUCAUCUUCAAUGUCCAGAACGACACGGAUGUCAGUGGAAACAUCCUCAACGUCACUUUCUCCGCCUUGCUCCCAGGAGGAGUUCCGGAUCGCUACUUCCCUUCGGAAGAGCUUCAGGAGCAGAUCUACCUGAACCGUACUAUGUUACAGAAAAUCUCCAGUCAAAACGUCCUUCCAUUCGAUGACAACAUCUGCCUAAGGGAACCUUGCGAGAACUACAUGAAAUGCGUCUCUGUAUUAAAGUUCGACAGCUCUCCACCUUUCAUAGCUUCGGAUACUGUUCUCUUCAGACCAAUUCAUCCCAUUAAUGGUCUUCGCUGCCGUUGUCCGGCCGGCUUCACUGGGGACUACUGUGAGACAGAGAUUGACCUGUGUUACUCAGGGCCUUGCCGCAACAAUGGCCGCUGCCGCAGUCGAGAAGGAGGGUACACCUGCGAGUGCCUAGAAGACUUCACAGGUGAGAACUGUGAAGUAGACAGCCGCUCUGGUCGUUGUGUUCCCGGGGUGUGUAAAAAUGGAGGCGAGUGUGUCAACCUGCUAGUCGGCGGCUUCACUUGCAACUGCCCUUCAGGAGAGUAUGAGAAACCCUUCUGUGAGAUGACGACCCGCAGCUUUCCCGGACAGUCCUUCAUCACCUUCCGAGGCCUAAGACAGAGAUUCCACUUCACCGUCUCCUUCAUGUUUGCUACGAGAGAGAGAAACGCCCUUCUGCUCUACAAUGGUCGCUUUAAUGAGAAACAUGACUUUGUAGCUGUGGAGAUCAUAGAGGAGCAAAUUCAACUCACCUUCUCAGCAGGAGAGGCUAAAACAACCGUUGCACCUUUCGUACCCGGUGGAGUUAGCGAUGGCCAGUGGCAUUCAGUUCAGCUUCAUUACUACAAUAAGGACAGCCUGCACCUGCUGGACUCCAGUGGGGUGCUGAGCGUCCACCUCUAUACCGCCUGGCUGGAGCUCACUCAUAAGGAGCCCAAGAUAAGUCAUUUGGGGUUGCCUCAAGGUCCAUCAGGUGAAAAGGUGGCAGUGGUUGCUGUGGACGACUGUGACAUUGCCAUGGCAGUGCGCUUUGGCACUCAGAUCGGCAACUACUCGUGUGCUGCCCAGGGCACCCAAACUGGCCAGAAGAAAUCUUUGGAUCUCACUGGACCACUUUUACUUGGCGGGGUUCCAAAUCUUCCUGAGGAUUUCCCCAUACGGAACCGGGACUUUGUGGGUUGCAUGAGAAACCUGACGAUUGACAGUAAAUCAGUAGACAUGGCCAGUUUUAUCGCCAACAACGGCACCACUGAAGGCUGUCCCGCUAAAAAGAACUUCUGCUACGAGGGUUUGUGUCAGCACGGAGCGCAGUGUGAGAAUAAGUGGAACACGCACUUCUGCGAGUGUCCCGAAGGCAGAGGCGGCAAGAACUGUGAUCAGGACAUGCCUUCAAGGCAGCAUUUUGACGGUCACGCCAUGAUGUCAUGGAAUGAUCCUGACAUCACCAUCGCUGUGCCCUGGUACAUUGGCCUGAUGUUUCGCACCAGACAAACGAGCCAAACAGCAACCCUGAUGCAGGUGAACGCCGGUGACACGUCCCAAAUCAACCUUCUGAUAAGAGACAAGUAUGUGCAGUUUGAAGUGCUUCUGGGAGAGCAGAAGGUGGCCGUGCUGGAUUUCGCAGAUGUCCGAGUGAAUGAUGGGGAAUGGCAUCACCUGCUCGUGGAGCUGAGGAGCAGCAAAGAUGGGAAGGACACAAAGUACAUGGCACAAGUGUUUCUGGACUACGACAUGUUCACGAAGUCAGCAGAGAUCGGAAACGAGCUUCCUGGACUCAAGCUGAAGAGUUUAUUCAUUGGUGGACUUCAUGGCCAGCGUGACAUUGUCCAGCAGGGGUUUAAGGGUUGCAUGCAGGGUAUAAGAAUGGGGGAAAUGGCCACCAGUACGGCUAACAUCAACAUGCACCACGCACAAAAGAUCCGCGUGGAGGACGGCUGUGACAUGAGCGAUAACUGCGACGCCAUCAACUGUCCUGAGAACAGCCAAUGCACAGACGAACACACCUGCACCUGUGAUCCUGGUUUCUUCGGCAGAGACUGCGUUGAUGCCUGUCAUCUGAACCCGUGUGAGCAUUUGUCCACAUGUGUUCGCAAACCAAGCUCUUCUCAUGGAUACACAUGCGAGUGCAGUCAGGACUACUAUGGACAGUACUGUGAGAACAAAGUUGAAAAACCCUGUCCUCGUGGUUGGUGGGGAAACCCCAUGUGUGGUCCUUGCAACUGUGAUGUCAGCAAAGGUUUUAAUCCUGACUGCAAUAAGACUACUGGAGAAUGCCGCUGCAAGGACAACUACUAUCAGCCAAAAGACAGUGACACCUGUUUCCCCUGUGACUGCUUCCAUUUGGGCGCCAACUCGCGCACAUGUGACCCCGAAACGGGACAGUGCCCUUGCAAGGCAGGUGUAAUUGGGCGACAGUGCAACCGAUGUGACAACCCUUUCUCUGAAGUGACUAGCACCGGCUGUGAGGUUGGAUAUGAGGGCUGCCCAAAAGCCUUUGAUUCUGGAAUAUGGUGGCCAAGGACUAAUUUUGGAUUCCCGGCAGCAAUGAAUUGCCCAAAGGGAUCUAUUGGCACAGCGGUCAGACACUGCAAUGAUGAGAAAGGAUGGCUGCCCCCUGAACUCUUCAACUGUACCACCAUCACAUUCUCACACCUCAAGAAAAUGAAUGACGAUUUGCAGCGCAACGAAUCCUCAAUGGAUGGCCAGAAAUCGAGAGAUAUCGCUCGCAUGUUGCAAAAUGCAACUGAUCAUACCUCUUCUUUCUAUGGCAAUGACGUCAAGACAACCUACCAGCUACUUUCUUCGAUCCUUCACUAUGAGAGCCAGCAGCAGGGCUUUAACCUGGCCGCCAUGCAGGACGCCAAAUUCAAUGAGAACCUAGUGAAGGCAGGCAGUGCAAUCCUGGAUACCAGUAAUAAAGAGCACUGGGAUCAGAUACAGAGAGCAGAAGGGGGCACAGCACAUCUGCUCAAACACUUUGAGGAAUACGCCAACACUGUGGCUCAGAACAUGAGGAAGACUUACCUAAAACCCUUCAUCAUCGUAACUGAGAAUAUGGUUUUUGCAGUGGAUUACUUGAUUGCAAAUAAUCCAGAUGACACAAAAGUACCCAAUUUCCAAACUACUGACCAGGAGUGUCCCAAAGACCUCAAGUCUUCUGUUCUUUUCCCAGAAUUCAGCUUUAAAUCAUCGGAGCAUAAAGUUUCUCCUACAGAUGAUCCAGAAUUUCAGAUUAACUCUGACGAAGAGGAGAAGCAGGCCACAAACAAGAGAAAAAGGCACGUUGAGAGCGUUCCUUCAUUUCCAGUGGCUUCAGUCAUCAUCUAUAAAACUCUAGGCCAGUUUCUACCAGAGCACUACGACCCUGACCGCCGCAGCCUCCGGGUGCCCAAUCGCCCAGUCAUUAACACUCCCAUCGUGAGCGCAACUGUGUACAGUGAAGGUCAGCCAUUCCACAUUCCUCUGGAGCGACCAAUCACACUAGACUAUAACCUUCUAGAGACUGAGGAGAGAACCAAACCUGUGUGUGUCUUCUGGAACCACUCCAUCAGUGUCAGUGCUGGUGGGGCAGGCGCCUGGUCAUCCAAAGGAUGUGACAUCAUCUCUAGGAACCACACUCACAUUAGCUGCCAGUGCAAUCACAUGACCAGCUUUGCCGUCCUUAUGGACAUCUCCAAAAGAGAGCACGGUGAUGUUCUUCCACUGAAGAUUGUCACCUACACCACGGUCUCUGCGUCACUCCUGGCCCUCUUCAUCACCUUCAUUCUGCUGGCCAUACUACAUAAACUGCGCUCCAACCUCCACAGCAUUCACAAGAACCUAGUGGCUGCCUUGUUUUUUUCCGAGCUGGUCUUCCUGAUCGGUAUCAACCAAACCGACAACCCGUUUGUGUGUACAGUGAUAGCCAUCCUCCUGCACUACUUCUACAUGUGCACGUUUGCCUGGACGUUUGUGGAGGGUUUGCACAUUUACCGGAUGCUCACCGAAGUUCGAAACAUCAACCACGGCCACAUGCGCUUCUACUACGCCAUUGGCUGGGGGAUACCUGCUAUUAUUACAGGUCUGGCUGUGGGUUUGGAUCCGCAAGGAUAUGGCAACCCUGACUUCUGCUGGCUGUCCGUCCACGACACCCUCAUCUGGAGUUUUGCGGGACCCAUCGCUGUGGUAGUACUGGUCAACAUUGUUAUCUUUGUGAUGGCGGCAAAGGCAUCAUGUGGCCGAAGACAGCGCACCUAUGAGAAGGCUGGAGUCACUCCGGCUCUGCGGAUGGCCUUUCUGCUCCUCUUGCUCAUUAGUGCCACCUGGCUGUUGGGCUUAAUGGCUGUCAACAGUGACGUCAUGACUUUCCACUACCUGUUUGCCAUUUUCAGCUGUCUACAGGGUGUAUUCAUUUUCUUCUUCCAUAUCGUGUUCAAUAAAGAGGUGAGGAAAAAUCUAAAGAACGUUUUCACUGGAAAGAAACAGUUAGCGGAUGAAUCCAGCACCACACGCACAACCCUACUGACGCGAACGCUGAACUGUAAUAACACGUAUAUGGAGGAUGGAGCGAUGUUCCGCUCUGCUAUCGGCGAGUCUACGGUGUCUUUAGAGAGCACAGUCAGGUCAGCCAAGAGUCACAGCAGCUACUUUACUUACACACACAGGGAUGAAUUGGGUCAGAAGCCCAGUGUUUCUGGAAACGCUAAAGCUGGACUCACGGACAUUGAUGGCUCACUCUUCCGUAAUGGCACUAAAGCAGACGACUCAGAUUCAGACAGCGAGCUCUCCGUGGAUGAACACAGCAGUUCAUAUGCAUCCUCACACUCAUCUGACAGCGAGGACGAAGACAUCGACAUGCAGCCAAAGUGGAAUAAUGAGAGACAACCGCUACACAGCACUCCAAAGGGCACAAAAGAAGUGGACACAGUGUCCAAUCACGUGAAGCCGUACUGGCCAACUGAAGCCAUGACAGCCAGUGACAGUGAAGAUCCUGGAGGAGCAGAGAGGCUGAGAGUGGAGACCAAAGUUAACGUGGAGCUCCAUCAGGAGAAUAAACUCAAUCAUAUAGGAGAGAGCGCUCAGGACAAAGAACAGCCAACACCGUCCAUACAAGCCAACAGCAACCACCAGCCUGAACAGAGGAAGGGUAUUCUGAAGAAUAAGAUCACAUAUCCACCUCCGCUGACAGACAAAAACAUGAAAAACAAACUUCGGGAGAAAUUAUCAGACUACAAUCCCCCCACCAUUUCCUCCAGAGCGCCCUCUAUAACCUCUAAUGAUGGGGGCAAUGGACACAACGUCUUGAUCAAGCCCCCUCGGCCACCGGUUCCUCCACGAGAACAUCUGAACGGCAUGGCCAUGAAUCUGAAAUCAGCCACUGUUAAUGGAGGAAACCAGUCAGACUCUGACGGCAGUAAUGAAACAUCAAUCUGACCCAGCAGGAAACCCAAGGAACCUCUGCCCUCAUGAGGGAGGAAUACCAGUCUGAACUGCGGGAGGAAUGUGGGAAGCCAAGUCGAAUUACCCAAAGAGUCCUCUGUAGGUGCACCUUGCUCUCCAGCAUGUCCCUGGGGUCCAGGCUCCACUGGAGAACAGUAUUACUGCAGACGUCUGGCUGUUAAGCGAACUGAUAAGGGAAAGUAAAGGGAAUGUAUCGAAAUACACAAGACUUUAUGGAAACUGUGCCAAAACGCUAAACGUAGGACUACAACCACUCCCAGAAUGCUGAGCGACACACUCUUACCGAGUGCCUUUGAAGUGGAUUCCAAGAGACGCGUAAUAAGACUGUGUAAUUUCACCACUAGUGCUUCUUAAAGCAAAUGUGCACACAAUUCACAGAAGGCUGGAACUUUGUAGAGACUUUUUUUUUAACGAUUAUGAAACGUAAAUCACAGAAUGCUGAAAUUUUCACCAAGUGCCCUGCUCGGCCCGUCCUCAUAGAGGAGAUCCAUCUUUUAACUAAUAUCUUCCUCUUGUAAUUAAUUGUAUAUAACUUGUUGUUGUUGUUGUUGUGAAUUUGUAAUAUUUUGUGGCACAUUUGUAUAUUAAAAAACAUUUUUAAUAACAUUUAAUGCAGGAUUUUUAUGUGGUUAGAUCACAGAUGUUUUGUACUUGAUUUGCUGAGUAAUUUUUUUUUUUCUGGUGCUGUUCGUCCCAAAACACUAGACUUAAAAGUCCAUUAUGAACACGGUUGUUCAACACUGAUAAUAUUUGGUGUACAGUGAAGACAUGGCUCUUAGACUUAAGGAAAUUGCAAUUAAUGUUUUGUUUUGCAAUCAAAUGUUGGUUCAUAAUUCAUAUUCCAAAGAAGUUACGGUGAAAAAGACCUUGCAGGUGUUUUUAAAUCAUUUCUCAUAUCAAAAUGACACUGGAUUUCUGUUAGCUGUAUUUAUUUUUAUGUGUUGAGACACUGGACGGAUAUUGAAGCUGUAAAAAUAAAUGCUCUCUGAAUUUGUA